UCUGGCGCUGUCGGCCGGUGCCUGCCGCGGGGAGCCUGCCGGCCUCAGCAUGUCGUCGACGCGCCCGCUGCUGCUGGCGUCCGCCCUGCUGCUGGCCUCGCUCCGUACGGCGUUGGCACUGCAGAGUCCGCCGCUCAUCACCAAGCAGCCGCCGCCCACCGAGCAGCUGUUCCAGGUGGCGGAGCGCAAGGACGAGAACGACCGGCCCUUCAUCAUUGAGUGCGAGGCCAAGGGAGAGCCCAUUCCCAAAUACUUCUGGUUCAAGAACGGCAAGCCGUUCCAGUGGGCGGUGUACGACACUCGCAUCUCCCAGCAGCCGGACCGUGGCACCCUGGUCAUCACGUCACCGAAGGCGGAGGAUAUUGGCUCGUACCAAUGUCAGGCGACCAACACACACGGCACGGCCACCUCCAACUCGGUGUUCGUGCGCAAGUCCGACCUGAACUCGUUCAAGGACCAGCCGCCCAUCACCAUGACGGCCAACGAGGGCGAGCCGCUGGAGCUCAAGUGCAACCCGCCGGAGGGCUACCCCAACCCCACCGUCCACUGGAUGAUACAGGGCGACGGUGGCUCCCUCUCCAGCAUCAACUCAACCCGCCAGACGGUCGGCCCCUUCGGUAACCUCUACUUCAGCAACGUCACCCUGGAAGACGCCAGCAACGGCUUUGUGUACGCCUGCUCGGCCACCUCCCCUUUCCGGAAUGAAUACAAGGUCGGCAACCGAGUGGAGCUGUCGGUGAUCCGCACGGGCAGCGUCAGCUCCAAGAACAAGCGGGAGCCGAUGAAGCAGUACCAGUCGCCCAAGAACAUCGUAGCGCUGCGCGGCAGCAAAGUGGAGAUCUGGUGCAUUUACAGCGGCACGCCGCUACCAACCACCCAGUGGCAGCGAUCCAACGGCGUGCUCGAUCUCAGCGAUGGUCGCGUCAAGUUGAGCAACUUCGGCAAGUCCCUGUUGAUCACGGAGGCCCUGUUUGAAGAUGAGGGAGAGUACGAGUGCACUUCGAGCAACGGCGUCGGCACGGCGAAGACGAGUUCGUUUAACCUCAAACUCGAGUCCGUGCCGUACUUCACCAAGGAGCCGGAGGUGCGCAACGCGGCCGAGGGCGAGACGGUCGUGUUCGAGUGCGCCGCCGACGCCGUGCCCAAGCCCGAUCUCUACUGGAUCUACAACGGCAUGCCGCUGGACAAGGCGCCUCCCAACCCGCGCCGCACCGUCACGCCGAACAAGAUCACCAUCACCAACCUGCAGAAGUCGGACACGGCCAACUACGGCUGCAACGCCACCAACAACAACGGCUACGUCUACAAGGACGUGUACGUGAACGUGCUGGAGCUGCCGCCGGAGAUCCAGGAGAAGCCGCAGGACGUGGCUGCAGUGGUCGGCACGGACGUCAAGAUGGUCUGCAAGGUGUUCGGCGCGCCGCACCCGGAGGUCAAGUGGCUGAGCGUCGGCGACAACAGGCAGGAGCUGACCGGCGGGCGCUACCAGAUCGGCGACGACGGCACCAUGACCAUCAAGAGCGUGACUUUCCCCGACGCCGGAACUUACAUGUGCCUGGCCACCAGCAAGCUGGGCGAGGACUCAGCCAACGGCACCCUGGUCGUGAAAGAGCGGACGCGCAUCACGCAGGGCCCCGAGGACUACCAAGUGGUGGCCGGCAACUCUGCCACCUUCCGCUGCACGGCCGCCGUCGACUCGACGCUUGACGUCAGUAUCGGCUGGCUGGCCGACGGCGUGCCCAUCAACUUCGACAUCGAGCCCAGGUUCAUCCAGACGUCGGACAACUCGCUGACCAUCACCAAGACGACCGAGCUCGACUCCAAGGUGUACACGUGCGUGGCGUCCACCGAGCUGGACGAGGCGCGGGACGACGCCACGCUCAAGGUGGAGGACGUGCCUAACGCGCCGACGCUGAAGACCGUCGCUUGCAGGGAGCAGGUGGCCGAAGUGGGGUGGCAGCCGAACGGCGACAACCGCGCACCGAUCCUGGGCUUCACCAUCCAGUACAACACCAGCUUCGCGCCUGACACCUGGGAAGAGGCGGCCAACUCGCCAGCCUCGAGCAGCAGCUACACGGUCAGCAUCAGCCCCUGGGCCAACUACACGUUCCGCGUGAUCGCGAAGAACCGCGUGGGCCCGUCGCUGCCGUCCGGCCACUCGGAGGUGUGCACCACGCCCAAGGCGCUGCCCGAGAAGAAUCCCAAGAACGUGGAGGGCCGCGGCACGAAGCCGGACAACUUGGUCAUCCGCUGGACGCCAAUGUCGAAGAUCGACCACAACGCGCCCAAGUUCCGCUACCUCGUCCGCUGGAAGCGCAACGAGUCGAACGCCGAGUGGAACCAGAAGGUGAUCAUGGACUGGCGGCGCGGCCAUCUGGUGAUCCCCAACCAGCCCACCUAUGUGCCGUACAAGAUCCGCGUGGACGCGCUGAACGAGCUGGGCGAGAGCGUGGUCGAGUCGGCCGAGGUGAUCGGCUACUCGGGCGAGGACGUGCCCACGGCGCCGCCUACCAACUUCCGGCUGGAGAAGAUCUACGACGGCAAGCGCGCGCUCUUCUCGUGGAGCCCCGUGGACAACUCGACCAUCCGCGGGGAGUUCCUCGGGUACAAGAUCCAAACCUGGACCGAGAAGGAGGGCACCGACAAGAAGCGCGAGAUGUCGUUCGGGCCAGACGUAACCCAGGGGCUCGUCACCAAGUUCAAGCCGCACGCGCGCAACAAGGUGCAGAUUCUGUCCUUCAACCGGAUGUACGAGGGACCGCCGAGUGAAGUGUUGACCUUCGACACGCCGCAGGGCCGGCCGAGUGCCGUCGAUUCGCUCGAGGCCGUCCCGAUGGGUUCGUCCGCCUUUUUCCUGAUCUGGAAGAAGCCGCGCGAAACCAACGGCGUGCUGACGGGCUACAAGGUGGAGUACCAGAAGAUGAACGGCCUGAGCCUGGGUCCGGUGCUGGACCGCACGCCGCAGAUCACCAACCCGCGCACCACGCGCACCAAGCUGGCCGGCCUCAAGCCGUCGACCAAGUACCGCAUCACAGUGCGCGCGCUGACGGAAGCCGGCGAGGGACCGCCGUACUACAUCGAGCGGACCACGAAGAGCCCUCAGACGCAGCAGCCGGACCGGCCCAGCCUGCUCUGGGCGCACGUGCGCGGCGAGGAAGGCUCCGAGAACAACCUCAAGAUCACCUGGCUGCCCAACACGGAGGGUCGGCCGGGCUCACACUUCUUCGUGCAGUACAGGCGGGCCGGCGAGGCGUCCUGGAUGUCGUCUCCGAUCGAGUACUACGACGACAGCAUUCUUCUCCGCGGUCUUGACCCGGCUCAGGUGUACGAGAUUCGCACUGUCUCGGUCGACGGCCUUUUCAAUGCCUACUCGGACGUGGAGGAGGUGGAGACGUACGCGCCGGACGGGCCGUACAUCCAGGCCACGCAGUCGGUGCACACGUCCGGCUGGUUCAUCGCCAUGAUGCUGGCCGUGGCGCUGCUGCUGCUGAUCCUGGUGCUGGUCUGCAUCGUCCGUCGCAACCGCGGCGGCAAGUACGACGUGCAGGACCGCGAGAACGCCCACGGUCGCGGCGACCUGUACCCGGAGGACGGCUUCCAGGAGUACCAGCAGCCGCUGGAUGCCAAGCUGCCGCCGGGCAGCCGCGGCAGUCUCGGCUCGGACGUCAAGCACCCGCACGAGAGCGACACGGACUCGAUGGCCGAGUACGGCGACGACCCGGCCGGCCGCUUCACCGAGGACGGCUCGUUCAUCGGCCAGUACGGCGCGCAGAAGCGCAAGGGCUCGCCGCCGACCGGCGCCGCCUACGUGUAGCGGCCGGCGCGCGCGCGCGCGAGCGGACUCUAACCGCGGGCGUGGCGGCGCCCGCUGCCGGGGCAGGAUCGGACGGAGGCGGCGGCAGCUGCGGCCCCGCCGGACUAUCGGGAGGCCCCGGGACGGACUCGGCCGGCCCCGACGCCGGAGCAGGGCAUGGUCUGAAGGGCGGCCGGGCCGGGCUGAGCCGAGUGCAGACACGAAUCCAGAACAUUCCUGCGCUAAUCUAGAGGCUUGCGCGCCAUGUGGCUAUGUUCUCGCCAGCCUCGUGCCGCCGCGCGGCUGCCUGCGUCGGCGCCACACCGCAUCCCUUCAGGCGGCGGCCUCGUGGGUGCACCCGCUUGUCGGACGGGGCGACGUGUCCGCCUCGUCCGCCGGCGCACGCUUCGACUCACGCCGCCGCGGCGAGCCCGAUCGCUGGGCUGUUCCCGACUGCCAGGCGCGGCACCUCUGGCUCGCCAGCCAGUUGAAUCUCACGUUACUCGGAGGAUGUGGACGAGAUUACUGCACGAGAUCUGAUGGGAUCUGAGCGCGUCUGCUUGUGUUGCGCGCGGUCAUUAUCAUAUGGACUUGUUCGAAACGUACGCGGUGUCGAGGGAUUUUGUUUAAGCGGUUUAUGCAGUCGGUUGUGUCGGAAAGCCACAUUUUAGUACCAUGCUGUCUGUGAGUGUUCCUUUUUUAGCUAUAGAAUUGUUUGUGUUCUCUCGCACUUGCGUGACUUAUCAAUUUGCAUCUGGUGUGAGGUAUUGGCAUAAUUCAGUGAAUGGGCGUACUGAUGGAUCUGUAUUUGGUGAGUUCGGCGUGUGGCAGAUGACUAGGAUAUGAAAACGACUUGGGCCCACAGCACAGCUUACGGCUUCUGCUGCAGCACACGGACGACGCCCGCACUCGCAUACUGCUCCGUUACUCCUGCACAACUGUGCUCCCGUAGAGUUCGCUAGGAAUGGCUUCUGUCAGAAGCUGAGCUGACGAUAGAUGUAUUUUGGUGUGAAAUAAAUACAGCGACCACCUAUCGUCGA
Pollicipes pollicipes is the source of this 4833-nucleotide messenger RNA. It is a transcript of the gene Nrg, whose product is annotated as Neuroglian. Gene Ontology annotation, molecular function: protein binding. Gene Ontology annotation, biological process: cell-cell adhesion. The coding region runs from base 50 to 3814 and encodes 1254 amino acids. NCBI's taxonomy places the organism in Eukaryota, Metazoa, Arthropoda, Thecostraca, Pollicipedomorpha, Pollicipedidae. The record is from RefSeq and is a predicted model, not a curated record. The transcript has 22 exons.